This is a messenger RNA of Amoebophrya sp. A120, 1665 nucleotides long. Lineage: Eukaryota; Dinophyceae; Syndiniales; Amoebophryaceae. The record is from the annotation of a GenBank genome assembly.
AAACUGUCCGGGAAGCAGAAAACCUUCGCCAAAGCUACGUCCUGGCGGAAUGCAGUCUUUUGGCAGCGGAGGAAGCGAAGGCCAACGGCGUGAAAUUGAGCGUUUACGACUACCUCGCAGGCUACAAGGCGGCCGAGAUUCGUGUCGCCAGCAGUAGACCACAAGUUCCGCGGUGGAAUUAUGCGUCGAAUGGGGACAACGAGGGUGAUGAACAAGACCGGGGUGGCGAUGGGCAAACAUCUGGUGGAGUGGUAAAAAACAUUGCAGCCGAUCAGGUUGGGCUUGGUGAAAGCCGGAACGGGGAACAGGAGCAAGUGAUUUUUUCCAAAAAGCCAACACGGAAAAUCAAAAUGUUGUUCAAAUACGGUCUCCUGUACCAGGGGUGGUUUGCAUCACACGCAGUGGAAAUGUUGCUUGACCACAGCAAGGUGUUGCCGUGUUAUGUCAAGCUUGCGGAGUUUCGGAAAGCGCGACGACCGGGGAUGAAAAAAGCAAAUAAGAGCAAAAGCCCCGGAAGAUCUCUGAUUGCAACGUUGAUUCGCCCGGGCGUCGGGGCCGAAACCGGUGUACUGGCUGUCCUCGUAUGCGUGAUCCUCUUGCUCGCGUGUCUGUACUAUGCAUUGCAAAUAUGUCUGGGUCUGGAACAAGUUAGCAAUUUGUGAUGCUGUUUUUGGAUUCUAAAAAGAUCUGCAUUGCGUGACCAGGAUGAGGAGCCCAGUUUGUGCCACGCGGAGACGGCAUUUCUCAUGCGUAAGAGGCAUCUGGAAGCCCUCUAAAAAUCUGUGAUGGUAGGCUAUGCAUUACAGGCAUCAUGGAUCAUGGAAAAUAUGCAUGACAAAGGGACGCCCUGCCCUUAGUUUUCCAACAUGACAAACCUGGUAAUCUUCCAGACCCAGACACAUUUGCACUUGAUAUGUACCCGAUCUGCGGAUGGAUCUUGGAGCGGGAAAAAUUGGUACGAUAAAAUUAAAAAUGAACGGAUGAAUGAAGGGCGCACUGGUUUUUUCGUGGUGAUAAAUAGAUACGGUAGAGGAAAAAACUUACAUACUUUCAGAUAUAAAUAAAUUGGAUACCAAACCACCAUCACCAAAAAUUUUUCCAGAACAAUAAAACACUUCAUCCAGGGUUUUUUGGUUUCGCGAGACACCAAUAUUCCGGCGCUGGCUUCCCGCCGCUUCAAGUACGAGGUUGGCCAGUAUGCGUUGGAGGGUGUGUUGGCGCUAUUUUUUUGCUGGCGUUACGGCCUCGUGAACCAACUAUCUUGCGACGGUCCAGGUAUAAUGUGCCACUAUGUUCUUAUGAAGAUGAGCCUCCUGUUCGUUGGAUGGCUUCAUUGCGUUUUUUCGCCAAAAGUUGAACAUGAAUGAAAUGAAAAAGUUUCGAAACCCCACUGAUUUGUCGAUACUUGAUAACGAGUUGUACUUGUUUUCUCACCGCGACCUUGCGUAGUUGCCGUAGACAGCAAGAAUUUUUCCUACAUCAAAAGGUUACUUUCUGGUGGCCUUUGGUUUUCUGUUUUCGAAGGCCUUUCUCGCCGCGAGCUUCGACGCUUGUGACAAUGUGCUGCAGAUGCCGAUGCAGGUCUUUCUGGUAGCGCCGCUGAUGCAGUUCUUAUCGUCGCUAACGACUCCCUUCGUGUUGGCCGGAGUGUGGCUUCUCUUCGCG